Messenger RNA from Chara braunii, 971 nucleotides. Lineage: Eukaryota; Viridiplantae; Streptophyta; Charophyceae; Charales; Characeae. The record is from the annotation of a GenBank genome assembly.
GUGUAGACGCCUUGGCGGCGCGCAGCACUGGUGCAUUGCUUCGAAGAUGCCUAAACGCACGACUCACACGUACUCCAGUGAGGAUGCAAAUCCGGAGGGUCCAAAUUCAGAGUUGUUCGUCUACUAUUGCAAGCACUGCUGCGCGCACGUUCUCAUCAUGGACACCCAGCUGCAGAGUCUGCCGAAGCGGAAGACAGAUAACGCGUAUGUUGUGGACAAGACGAAACAUCUCGCAAGAUUUAAUGUCAUGGAGGCGGGAAAGCAGGUUCUCAAGAGAGGGGAGAGCAAAGUGGAAAGACAAUACCGAAUGAAGUGUGCAGGUUGUGAGCUCUUUGUGUGCUACAGAGCUGAAGAGAAUCUCGAAGCUGCCAAGUAUGUCUACGUGGCAGAGGGCGCCCUCAGCACAGUCGCUGCGGAGACCAAUCCACAGAAUGGUGUUUCUUGUGCAGGAUGCACCCGUGCCGCCCUGCAUAUCACAAAUGGACGAUGGCUUGGUACAAGUAGCCAUUGAGGUUGAGGAUCGCGCCCAACGCUCUGCAGUCACACGUAAGCUCCGUUCGCCCAUUUCCUAUUUCAGAGGAGAAAAACCCUCGGCAUGCCAGCUGUUGAAUAAGUUAUUUGAUGUGCAUACUGUUCAGCCGAACAGCAAGGUACCCCUCUACUCACCCAACAUGAAAUCCCAGAAGUGAAAUAGUGUCAGUCAGAUUCCGUUGCAUCGAUCUGAAAAAGCAAGGGAGUCUGAGACGCUUGCAUUUUGUCGGGUCACUCCCUUCACCGUCGCCAGAUGCUGCAAAAUGUGCAAAAUCCCGGCGGGAAAAAGGGGGGGGGAGAGGGGGUGUCAAAAGGCAGAGCAGACUUUGGAAAUGCUUGCGGCAGCACAUCCUGCCAAGGAGGCACCCUGAAUGCAUACCGGGGUGAACCAAGAAGACUCUACAGAAUGUAGUUAUUUCUAGUAAAAAUACUAAAAAUCU